Prunus persica (peach) is the source of this 2014-nucleotide messenger RNA. RefSeq names its product cyclic nucleotide-gated ion channel 1-like. The transcript is spliced from 6 exons. The record is from RefSeq and is a predicted model, not a curated record. NCBI's taxonomy places the organism in Eukaryota, Viridiplantae, Streptophyta, Magnoliopsida, Rosales, Rosaceae. The coding region runs from base 92 to 1807 and encodes 571 amino acids.
AUAUAUAUAUAUAUAUAUAUAUCUGCAUGAAUAAUUAUUGUUCAGGAGGGCAGAAAAAAGGAUCAAACAGGUUGCAUCUUGGAAACCUACCAUGAAAUCGGAUACGAUAUUUGUAAUAUUCUAUAUUUUAUCUGUGUUUCUGGAUCCUUUGUUACUCUACAGUCUUAUCCUCAACGACGAUAGGAAGUGUGUCGUAGUGGACACAAAAUUGAAAAAAAUAGCUAUUGUUUUGCGAUCAUUGGCAGAUCUCUCCUACAUGGGGCGCAUUAUUCGUGAUAUGCUUGGUACUCGUUGUAUUCGUGAUAUGCUUGGUACUCGUUGUAUUCGUCGUAUGUUUGGUAUUCCUUAUGUAAGACGAGAAGAAGUUUGGAGCAUGACAAUGGGAAUUUUAGCUGCUCUUCCUGUUCCGCAAAUGGCAAUUUUAGUUUUCUUUCCAACGCUCAGGGCCUCCAGGGCUGUGAACAGAAUGAGGAUUAUGAAUUCACUUAUUCUGUUGCAGUACGUGCCACGAAUUUAUCCAAUAUACAGACACUGCAAAGAUCUUAACAAGAAUAAACUCGACAAUUGUAUUUCUGAUCAAAUAGAGCGUAAAACAUGGGUCCCAGGGCUUCUCAAUUUCAUCCUAUAUAUCCUUGCUAGUUAUGUAUUCGGAACAUUUUGGUAUUUCUUUUCUAUUCAACGACAGGUAGAAUGUUGGGGGCAUGCUUGCCAAAGUGGAAAUGGAUGUGAGUUCCGUAUUUUUGAUUGUGAUGAUGAUGUUACACUCAGAAAUGUGACGCUUCUAAAUGAUUUAUGCCCCAUAAAUCCAUCAAAUGCAAAAGUAUUCGAUUUCGGUAUAUAUCUUGAUGCUCUCCAGUCUGGCAUGUUGGGGUCAACAGAUUUUCCGCGAAAGGUCUUGCAGUGUUUCUCCUGGGGCGUACGAAAUCUAAGUUCUUUUGGUUCGAACCUCAGGACCAGUAUGAAUGCAUGGGAAACCCUCUUUGUGGUUUCUAUUUGUAUAAGUGGCCUGCUACUGUUUAUAUAUCUCCUUGGACAUUUACAGACAUUUAUGCAGGCGACUAACAAGGAAUAUUGGAUUCGGCGGAAGAUGUGGAAGAUAGAUUCAGACAUAAUACGAAUGUCAGAUGAAUAUGGCCUCUCUAACAAUACAGAGGAUAUCCAUAAAAUAGUACGAAGACAACUUCGACGAGAGGAAGAUCUUGAUGUGGAGAAUAUAUUCUCUAUUCUUCCCUUCUACGUUCAGAAUAUUAUCAAGCGCCAUCUCUUAUUGCCUAAACUAAAGAAAGUGCCAACGCUUCAAGGUAUAGACGAAAACGUGUUGGCUGACAUAUUCUUGGAUCAUCUUGAGCAAGUAAUCUAUGAUGGAGGCAACUAUAUUAUUCGAGAAGGGGAGCCACUUGAUAUGAUGAUCUUCAUCUCACGGGGCAGUGUUCUUACCUACAACACUAGUAGUACUGGCCAUGUUGGAGGAGGAAGUGGCUUGUCAAACACUAUAGGUCGGCUUACUGGGGGUGAUUUCUAUGGACAAGAACUUAUAAGUUGGGCAACGACAUCAACCUCCUUUUCCGACUUGCCCAUCUCCAGCAAAACCCUCAAGUCUCUUGAAAAAGUUGAAGUCUUUGCCAUAAGAGCUUCUGUUUUACUGCAUAUUGUCUCUAAACACAAGGAGUAUUUCAAGACAGAGACACAGCAUCCCCACCCAACGGAUAGCAAUCUUAUUGAGAUAAAUGAACAUGGCAAUCUUAAGUUAUUACAUAUGCAAUAUUGUGCAAGGUCAGGUACCCACUUGUUAGCUAGCUACCUAUAAGGCCUUCGUUAAUUAUCUAUAACCAGGAUUUUGUGAAACCAGUUAUACAAAGUUUUUACAUUAUUAUUGUUUGCAUAAUUAUGAGUAUCCUUAAUCCUAGAUUUUAGAGGCUAUUAGGACGGGCACGGCCCUCCGAUUCUAUAAUUCUUACAUGUAGCUAGCACACAUGUAUUUUCGACAGAAAAUAAUUAUAGCGUCGGUUCAUCU